Molecule: messenger RNA, 1211 nt
Organism: Vitrella brassicaformis
Lineage: Eukaryota; Vitrellaceae
Source: the annotation of a GenBank genome assembly
CGGUCCUUCACCAGCGUCCAUGACGACCGCCGAAUUGUCAGACAGCACGUACGGCAGCCCAUGCAGCCAGGCCACAAAACCAUGCGUCAACCACUGACUAAUCCAGCCGGACAUGCAUACAUGGCCGCAUACGAUGUAUUUAUUGUACACACAAACGCCACUGAUGAAUUCUGCUGGGUUUCGGCCACUCACUCCCCACCGAACCCCAGUAUCCUGACACCAAACACAACGUUGUAUCCCUUCUGCUUGCUGCCAGUUUGAUGCAUGCAUAAUCUCUCAUCCAUCUCUGUGUGGCGCACCUUGUUGCCAUGGUCCUGCCGUACGGGAUGUAUGAGAGGCAGUACCACACCAUCGCACAGAACUGGCACACGACGCACAGCACGAUCAGCAAACCUUGCAGCAAACCCACUUGAAGAAAGAAACAGCAAAUCUGACAGCAGCAGACAGCGCACCUUGCCAUUGCUCUUUCACCCAUUCAGCCGCCAGCCUGCCUGCCUGCCAUUCGUACCAGUGUGAGUAUGAGGCACGAGAGGUAUGUGACGGAGGCGAUCCACCUCUUCCGGUGAAACAUGUUCCGCACCUGCUUGGAAGGACCAACUGCACACACACAUGCACACAACGACCACCACUCUGACGAACAGCGGCCGCUUUUCUGUGCACUACUGAUGGCUGACCGAGGAAGCCGGUGGAGCAAAUCGACAUGAUGUUCCCAAACGAAUAACCGACAGCAAAGCGAGUGGGAUGACCUGACACGGACAUACACAUGGGAGCAUUCCACGAGCGGAAUCAUCCCGUCGAUGCCGUGCUCCUCACCCGUCAGCAUCUGUGCGAAGGAUCCGAAGGACACAAAGGAGACGAUCCAGCCAGCGAUAAAGCACAUGCAGAACCCAAUCAGACGCUGCAGCAAGUACACAACAAGAACGAACAACUGGGUGUCCUUGUGUUGCUUCUUCGUCGUUUUCACCUCCUGAAAUGUGAGCCUCGGGCAACACUCCCAUCGGUCCUCUUCUUGGAUGUCGCUGCUGGUGUCCCACUGCGACAGCACACUGUUGUUGUGGCCAUCAGCGGGAGGCGCACUCUCGCUGCGGAAUUGCCUGAAUGGCGUGAAUGACUCGAACAUGUUCCCUGCCAUGAUCUCGCUGGUCGCUCUUUUGUCCAGCUGGUAUGACGGACGUUGGAGCUGUGUGUUUCCCCUUUUCUCCCGAAUUCCC